This is a messenger RNA of Penaeus vannamei (Pacific white shrimp), 7954 nucleotides long. Its product is annotated as ubiquitin-protein ligase E3C. The record is from RefSeq and is a predicted model, not a curated record. Lineage: Eukaryota; Metazoa; Arthropoda; Malacostraca; Decapoda; Penaeidae. Gene Ontology annotation, biological process: ubiquitin-dependent protein catabolic process; protein polyubiquitination. Gene Ontology annotation, molecular function: ubiquitin protein ligase activity; protein binding.
GUCGACAUUUCAGGAUGAAAACAAUCAGCUGAAGAAGGAAAUUGUGUCAUGUCAUAUUGCUCCCUUAUUUAACGCCUUCAGGAUACUGUUACCUGUAUGACCAUAAAAACAUGUGGAGUUUUGAAGGAGACUACCGUCGCAAGCCACAACAGAGGCUCGGGGGUGCGAGUCGGGCCAGGAACAUAGAGCGCUCGGACCUGUUGAGCCAGUUGAAGUCUGACAGAGAAGAGCGCGAGAGACAACGGAGGAGAGAGGCAGCAACCCUCACAAUCCAGUCAUGGACACGGGGGAUGCUGAGCCGAAGGAAGACCAAGCAGGAGUUGCGACAGCAGUGUGAUAGUGUACUAGCCCAAGCAAAGUCUCAGGGAAUUACUGAACCUGCAGCCAGAAAAUUGAUAGCUUUACUGAUUAGAAUUUAUAAUGCAAAAGAUGACAGUGAGAGACUGCUCCAGACCUGCCAGUUGGUGGUGGUAGAACAUCAGCGACUGUCAGGGUGGGUUUGCGCGUCCUUCCAUCAGUGGAUGUACCUUCUGCCCAGACUUGCAAACAUGGCGUUGGUUUCUGUCACAAGUUCACAUGAAGGGCAGUCUGCCAUGCCACAUGCAUCUCCAUUAAGACUCCUGCAAAUACUAAUGUCCCCUGACAGUUGGAAGACAAAGCUAUCAGAAAGCAACAAGCAGAUCUUCCUACUAUCACUUUAUUCAUAUCUAAUUAGUAAAGAUUAUUAUAACCAAGUGGUACACUUGAUGGUGACCCGUGUCCCUGAUAUUUAUGAGCCCUCGCCCGUAGCCCCCACAGCACUUGCAGAUGCUCUCCUGCAGCUGCUUUUGUCUCCAGUGUCCUUUGCUUUAUCACUAGAUGAAUCAACAUUAUUGUCUUCUGUGAUAGACGAACUGUGCCAGGAAAUCUUUGGCAAGGCUUCCCACACCCAGAUUUCUAACUAUGUCAUUCCUUGCCUGGCCUCGAGAGAGAACUUUAAACUGCCCGUAGACAAGAUUGUAGCUGUCUUGGGCAGUCGAUCAUCCAAGUUCUUGAAGGCUUGUCCAGCUCCACCAUUGCUCUAUUCUCUGCUCAUGCUUGUUCGAUCGAAUGCUGAUUUCUCGGAUUCACAUGCUCUGUGCGAUUAUCUUCAAGCAAUAAGUGAUUUAUUAGGGGGAACAACCACCUAUCUCCUUAGUGAAGUGAAUGAUGUCGACUCUGACUCAGACGAUGAUGACACAAUGGAUUCAACAGAAGCCAUAGAUCCAAUAUUGCGCAAGCUUGCAGAGGAGUGUGUUACCAUAGUCAACAGCACAGAACAUGUUGGAUGGCUAUUGAGUCAUGUGGAACGACAAGUCUCUCCAGAAGUGCUGCUCCAUUUCUCAAGGUUAACUCAUCAUCUUUUGACAGCACCAUCGCUGCAGCUCCACCAGUGCAGGUUGUUGUAUAGUGUGGUCGCCCGGCGUCAACUCCUGAGGUCCAUGUGGGUGGUUCUCUCUGGCCUUCAGCAGGGAGCACCCCUGCCUGGAAAUGCAAACACUACCACAUGGACGUUUGGUGUUCGAGGAGCACCUUUGUUGCAAGUGCUGGCACGAGGUACCCCUUUAGCUUCACAUGAGCGUGACACCCUCAUCCCACUGCUUUCCACAUUCUGUGCUACCCUGACUGCUGUUCUCUCCACUCUCCAUGAUUCCGAGUUCCUUGGCGACCAAGAUGAGACGGGUGAGCAGCGAUUUCCUAAAACAACAGAUAACCACUUCCCCUUCACUGUGGAGGAGCUUAUCAAGAUGUCAGCAAGCCUCAGGGAUGUGUGUGUUGGGCUCGUGGAACUUGCCCAUCCAGACGUGAGAAUGUCCGCCUUGACAGACACGUCGUAUAAAACCAUGUGGGCACAUUGCUUUAAGGUGUGUGUAGGAGUGGUCCGUCAAAUACACUUAAGAGAUACCAGACGUAUGUUCUGUCCGAAAGGACAUUGGCUGAGCACCCGUGUGUCACUGCCUCUUGGGAACUGCCAGACAGUGUCCUUUGUACCACGUACGAGUCGAAGACAAAGGAGAUUGUUCAUGCCCCAGAGAUGGCUCACUAGAGAUGAAUUAGAGACUGAGGGCCCACCGCUGUCAAUAACAGAGCAGCGCCGGGCAACCAUCCUCCAAGAACUUCCAUUUGUGAUCCCCUUUGAGUCUCGAACACAGGUCUUCAGCAACCUAGUAGCUGACAAUAGGAGCAGGAGCCAAAUGAGGGCAGACUUCAAUGAAGGGCCUAUGAUUAAUGUGACCAUUAGAAGAACACAUAUCUAUGAAGAUGCCUUUGAAAAGUUAUCACCAAGCAAUGAACCAGAUUUGCACCUACGAAUGAGAGUCCGUCUCAUGAAUGCUGUUGGUUUGGACGAGGUGGGCAUUGAUGGUGGUGGCAUUUUUCGAGAAUUUUUGUCGGAACUCUUGAAGACCGCCUUUGACCCAACUCGAGGAUUUUUCCUUUUAACGCGAGAAAAUACUCUCUACCCAAAUCCAGGAUCACAUCUCAUAGCGGAAGAUUAUCAGACUCAUUAUUACUUCAUUGGUAGGAUGUUAGGAAAGGCUCUUUAUGAGAAUCUCUUGGUUGAAGUUCCACUCGCAGGAUUCUUCGUCUCUAAAAUUUUGGGGAGAUCAUCAUCCUCAGUGGAAUUCCAUCACCUGGAUUCCCUCGACCCAGAACUUUGUCGAAACCUCUUGUACCUGAAGACUUACGAAGGGGAUGUCCAGGACCUCGGACUGGAUUUCACUGUUCUAAACUCUGAUUUAGGACAAAAUACUAUUGAAGAAUUAAUCCCAAAUGGUUCAAAUGUGGCAGUGACCAAUGAAAACAGAAUUGAAUACAUAUACCGGAUGGCAGACUACAAACUCAACAAACAAAUAGCAAAACAAAUACAAGCAUUCAAGAAAGGUUUGGCUGAUGUUGUACCCCUUGAGUGGCUACAGAUGUUUGAUUGGAGGGAACUUCAGAUGUUAAUAUCAGGUGCAUCAGUUCCCAUUGACCUAGAGGACUUGAUGGACAAUACUAGAUAUGGAGGUGCAUAUAAUACCGAGCAUCCAACAAUAGUAGCAUUCUGGCAAGUUUUGCGAGGAUUCAACGAAGGACAGAAACGACAGUUGCUCAAGUUCGUUACAAGCUGUUCACGUCCUCCACUUCUAGGGUUUAAGGAAUUGCAGCCUGCCUUCUGCAUUCAGCCAUCGGGUUCAGAAGACCGCCUUCCAACUGCAUCCACAUGUAUGAAUCUUCUGAAGUUGCCAGAAUACAGGGACCAGCAGACCUUACGAGAGAAGCUACUCUACGCCAUAACAUCUGGAGCAGGAUUUGAAUUGUCCUAGUUUAACACUAUUUAAUAAUUCAGUGAGACGGAUGUGAUGUGUGUUUGUCCUGCGCGUAUGUAUAUUUUUGGACUUAAACACCUGCUACUGCUGCUGCUGGUAAAUGGGAAAUAUGAUCAUACACAAAGGUUUCCAUUUUACUGCAAGACAUACAUAUUUAUUUCAUACAAGUAUUUUUAAAAUCACAACACAUGUUACCCAAUUCCUUUCUGUGAGUAAUUAAGUGUAAAAAGUCCUUGUAUUCAAAAUGUAUAUUGAUGUGGUAUUUAUUUCAAUAUGUUUUCAUUAUAUUAUUGUAAUAACUGAAAAUGAUUGAAAAAGCAGGCCUUUAGUUUUUAAUCAUUCAUACUGAUUUGGUACAUAUUUCAACAUUAAUAAUUGUAAAAACUCAAGAAUGUCUAUGACUGGAUGACGUCAUUGGAAAAUUUGAAAGUGGCCUGACUCCAUUGACAGCCAUUCUGUGCCUCCUUUGAUUAUUAUGACAUAUCGCAUCGUAGUUUGUAAAGGACUGGAAUAUAUCAAUGCUUUAUAUUUUGAAAUAAGUUAUUGAGGAGUGAACUUAAAAAAUGUUAUAUUUACUGCAGGAGAAAAUUAUAUUAUGUCCAGUAUUUAAGUUAUAUAUGUUUUAUUAUUAUUAUUAUUAUUAUUGUUGUUGUUAUUAUCAUUGUGAUUAUUAUCAUCAUUUUUUUUAAAUUAUUAUUUCUAUUUAUGUAUUCAUUUACUUAUUUUUUGGUUUCUCAUUUUUGGAUAUGCUAGUCUAGUUGCACAACCAUCCAGUAUAUUUUUAUGCUUUCUGCAAGCCUUAUAUAUAUAUUACUUUACUAUUUUAAAGAAUAUAUUGUUUAUUAAUGUACAGGAACAGAUCUUGCUGCUUGAAUAAAUGCAGAGAAGUGGUUUUUUAUAGCUUUUCUUUAACUUUACAGAUAAAAUGGUCUCGGCAAUUUUUUUCGAAAUAUCAUAUUUAUAAAGUUAUUAACCCAUUGUAUCCGGUUGCUUCAUGACACUCAUGUGGCCCAAAAUACAGGCAUUAUGCUUAUGUAAACGGCUGUGCUGACAGGUGUCCACCUUUAGGCUGGGCGCACCUGAACACUUUUGUGCGGUGAUAACUCUAUGCCUUCCCUUUGCAAUGUUAUUUUCUCUUUUUAUGCCUAAACAUUUUUAGCUUUUUUGCCCUUUGGUAAUGUCCAUAUUUGUUAUUUAAUUUACUUUAUCAAGAUGAUAAUUGACUUUUCAUUGCACAGACUCCAUAUCAUCUCACUAGGUAGUCUAUAAGAAUAACAACAAUGAGUAACAUUAUAUUGUCAUAAUUUUUAUGUUAUCUUUUUUUUUCUGUAAAACAAUCUGUGCUGCUGGUCAGGGCGGCUAGGAAUAGAAGUGGUGUUCUUCCAGUCAUGGCUCACAGGUGCUACAUUCCACACUUAUUGAUGGAAAUAAUGCAAAAGCCCCUUUCUAUAGAGUGUAAUCACCUUCUUAGAGGUUUGUGCAUUUGUGUUGUCUUUUCUGUCACCCCUGCCUUCAGCCGAAAUGCUCACACCACCAAGUUCAUGUCACCUAGGCCCAUUUAUUUGUUGAAAAUAUUUUUGCUGCAUCAACAUAUAAAGUCAUUAGUAGUGUAUUCAAAAUGUACCGAUAAGGUGAAGCUUGGGGCAAAGCCCUCAGGUUAGGAAGUUUUUCAUAAGUCGAUGUUUGUGGAUCCCCAGAAGGGUAAUGGGUCAGAAUAAAUAAUAAAUAAAAGUGCCAUAUAUCAAUGGUUAUAUAGCAGCACGAUAAAGUAUUAUGGCAAAAAGGUUAAACAUGCAUCAAUGAUUAGGACAAAAUAUGUUAGAUGUCAAGAUUGUAGAGUGCUGAAUGUUCGUUUGUUAGUGACAAAAGGUAAAGAGGGAAUAGCAAACUAAGUACGAAGGCCGUUCAGGACUGACACAAAGCCAGCCUUUCAUCAGUUUAGCAAGGCUCGCACACUUUAGGAUGUGGACAGAAGAAGAGGAAAAGGAAUGGGGGAAAAGAAAUGACCAUGCUAAACUAGUUGAGGCGAGGGCUGAGGUCCAAGGUAGAAGUGAUCCCCUACCUUGGGAUUCAGUCUCCAUCUCCUAAGCCCCCCAUGACAACAAUGAGCAAACACAAAGACAGCCAGAUUUUCCCAUGAUGGAUGGUCAUGCCACCUGCCUCUCAAGCUAAAUUUUUUCAUGUGAUGGUCACGUCAUCCGGAUCAUAUGGGUUAACAUAACUUUCCUCAAAAGAAGUUGGUUCAGAUAUACCAAUCACCCACUAGGAGGAAUAACAGACGCUAGAAAAGGAAAAUCCAGAAAUAAAUAAGGAGUGGGGAAUAAAUUAUUGCUAUUCAAAGUAUAAUAUUAAUGCUAAAAAACUUGCUUGAGAUUUUCAGAAUAAAUUUGUAUCUGUUAUGUAAAGGCCAUCAAUCAUAUGAAGAGUACAGAAAAAUAUGAAACUGGUUUUGUUCAUUUAUCUAGUCAUGAACCUAAGUAUAUACAUUACUUUAUUAUUGUUCACUAAAGCGGUGAAAAUUUCUGUUUGGUAGCUCCAGUCUCCUCCAAUCUGAAAUUAUUAUGUUACUGGACAAAUUUUGGAACCAGUCAUCAUUACUUUAAAUCCAGAACUUGAGGGCUAAAGAAUAGAUCUGAAAUAUAGUUGAUGUCCACCUUGUAGUACAUAGUUUGUAUGUAUGAGGAUACCCUGAGAGUAAUGUUGAAAUAAUGUACCCUCUGUUUGUUAAAUAAAUUGUUGGAGGCAUUCCAUUCAUUUGAACCAUUCAUUUUCUCAGAUAUAUUUGCCCCCCUCCUCUAAAAACAAGCAAACAAAAAAACACUGUUCAUAGGAAAUAAGUUUUAUUAAGGCAGUAGAAUAAUUGUAAAAUAUAAAAUAUGACAAUUAAUUAUUUACAUUGCAAGGGUAAAACAUUGCUUAAUGCAACAAAACCUGUGGUCAUAUAAUAGGCUCUCCAGUCAUAUCAUAGAAAGCAACUAAAAUUUCUUUUAAAAAUGAACAUAAAAACAAAAAAGUCACAAGACACAUGGGAGCACUUUGAUACUAUCACAACUCACAAUGACCACAAUCAGAUUGCUAGCUAAUCAUGGCACGCACACUGUCUCUCGCAAUGCAGGCAGAUGAGGAUAACGAAAGGUAUUGAUUUGAAUUAAGCUUCAAUAGUGUGAUGCAGCAAAAUGAUUACACUUGUGUGUCAAUCAACAGGAGUUAAGUAAUAUACAUAUAAAAUGUAUAGUUCAGACUAUAUUUUUCUUUCGUCCCUUGCCUGUUCUGCACCUCACAAUCACAACAUUUGAGCCAUACUUAAGAAGAUUUAAGUUACUACAACAAUUUCUCUGACAUUAUGCUGGAUUUUAAAAUGAAAAUAAAUCAAUUAAUGACUAACAAGAGACUUGUAAGACUGGUAUUAGACUGUACAAUGUUUAUUUUAUGCCUAAACAUCAAACAAUAAUUGUCAAAAUGGGUGAAAAAACUUCACUACAGUUCUUGUGUCCUGUUUGAUGUAAACGUUUUAAAAGCCAAUAACAGAUUUAAGAAAAUUACACUUGAGUGUGUAGUGUACAGUAAAGUAAUUCACAAAGAUACCUGCUAGAAUACUGUACCUUCAUCAAAUUAUCAUUACCAUAUAUAUAUAUAGAAUUAUGAAGUGAGGAUGAAUGUAUAUAAAUCUGCUGCUACUCGAUGCAGGUGAAGGUGUGAAAAAACAUACACAGUAACAUCAAGGAUCAAACAAUGGUACAGUAGCUGCACGCUAUGAGGGUCUCCGAGGGGCAUGAGGUGCGGUGGACUCUGCAAGGAAUACUAGGGGUGGUUUUUGAGGAAGGUACCAAAGCUUAGAAUUUUUCUUCUCAUCAACUAUUAUCUACAGUCUAUACAAAUGUCAGUUUUAUUAUUUUUUUAUUACUUUUUUUUUUGUAAUUAUCUAUAUAUAUUUUUUUAUAUUUUUUAUUUUUAUUUUUUUGAUUUUCAAAAGUGUAUUGUCUCCUGUGAGCACUGUGAAACAAACAUUUGCCACUGGCCUUUUUGUACUGCCUUAUUUAAAGCCUGAAAACUCUCCACUCCUUGUUAUCUAAAAGUUUUCUUCUCUAGAAAUUCAACUGCAAAAAGGGGCUCCAUCUAAAUAUUAAAUUUUUGAACUGAAGAAAAAAUCUGUAAAACUAUGAUCAUUAAUUAAAAGAAUUGUUACAAGAGCCAUAAAAUUCUCCACAUACACUGUUUGCAAAAAAUGCAAGAUCACAAAUGAUUUUACUAACUUGGAAAAAAUGGAAAAAAGAAAACAUUCACACCUUACCAUAUAAACAAAAACUAUGCAAGAAAAAAGAAAACAAGUUUCUCUUCAUCAAUAGCCUCCAACACAUUUCUCUAUCAAAUGACCACCUUGAAAAUCCACAGUUGUCCUCACAUGGUAUAUUCUCCAAAACCUAGGAGAAGACGGAAGGAAAGUUUCCACAGCUAAUGCAAAUAUAUAGUUUUUUGUUUUUUCUUGCCCCCCUAACAAACGAAAACUGCCUGUCAAAAUCAAAUUACCAAAUAAAGUCACACCACAAGCAAAAUUCAUCACAGAUACACCACAUCAUCAUUAUCAUCAUCCACUUAUCAGGAACCCUCAAAAUCAGCGCAGAAAA